GCUCGCUCCCGAUACGGAACGCGGUGACGUGUCUCGCCCGCCGCCUGUUGGUCUUUCACAGUUGACGAGUGACGAGUAUUGCGAAAAUGGCCUCGACCCUGCCCGUGAGCACAAACAGGCGGAGAAGAAGAUGACGACGCGGAGCUCGUCGAGGCAGUGGAACACCGAAGUGACCUGUUUGAACGCGGAGGCGACGGUGAAGUGAACCCCCACAACGAGACUGUCGGCGAAGAAAGCGUCUAAAAAAAAAAAAAAGAAUACAAGAAAAAAGAGAGGACGUACCACAGACCUCCGCAUAUUUCCGUGGGGCUGGCGAGCCGCUAUGGAGGAUAUCAACUCCAACAUCAACGCGGACUUGGAGGUGCGGAAGCUCCAGGACCUGGUGAAGAAGCUCGAGCAGCAGAACGAGCAGCUGCGCAGCAGGUCCACGAUGUUGUCCUCGUCCGGGCCGAUGUCGGGCGGCCACAGACCGCUGAGCGCCGGGUACGACCCGUCGUCCCUGUCGGCGGGCAUGGCAGCCGGUCUGGCCGGCUUCCCCGGGGUGGGGUUCGUCGGGACGGGAGGCUACGGCGGGCUGCUGGAGAACAACCGCUGCCUGAGCCCCAGGCUGUCGUACGACGGCAUCAGCUUCAGGAGGGCGUACGAGUGCGAGGGCGCUUCGGCCGCCACCAACUCCUUCUACUCGGACGCCGCCGACGAGGCGGAGACGUCGAUCCUGGACGAGGUGGAGAUCCUGGACCUGGAGGACAUGGACUGUCUGAACGAGGACGAGGACAGCUGGCUGUACGAGACAAAGCUGAACAGCCCCCUGCAGAAAGCCUUGAGUCCCAUCGUGUGGUGCCGCCAAGCACUUGACAACCCCAGUCCGGAGAUGGAAUCAGCCAAGCGAUCCCUCCUCCACAGACUGGACCUCAACAUGUCAGCCAACAAGCGCAGAAGCCUGUAUGGAAGCCCCUACAACCAGCAGGGCUACGGAAGCCCAUACAGCACAAACGCAGCCAACAGCCCAUACAGCAGUGGCUUCAACUCCCCCUCCUCUACCCCCUGCAGAGUGCCCAUCGUCAGACAGCAACUAAUGCCUGGAAACGCAGCAGUGCAGCAGCGAAAUGCGGCAGCAGAGCGGAAUCCUCCGGCGAUAAGCCCACAGUCGUCUGUGGACAGCGAGCUGAGCACCUCCGAAAUGGACGAGGACUCGGUGGGCUCCUCGACCACCUACAAACUCAAUGACGUCACGGAUGUCCAGAUAUUGGCACGCAUGCAAGAAGAGAGUUUGAGACAGGACUAUGCGGCCACAGCGUCCAGGCGGAGCUCGGGUUCUUCCUGCCACUCGUUGCGGCGCAGCACCUUCAGCGACCAGGAGCUGGACGCGCACAGUCUGGAGGACGAGGAGGAGGCAAUGCACCCGGCCUUUCACCUGCCCUCCAGCCGCUUUAGCCCCUCCCCCCGGCACUCUCCCCGCGCCUCCCCCAGGAAUUCGCCACGCUCGCGCUCCCCUGCCCGCUCCAUUGAAUACAGCCACAGCCGCGGCUCGCCUCAGCCCAUCAUCAGCCGCCUGCAGCAGCCUCGCCACUCGCUGCAGGGCCACGGGCACGACCUGCAGACCAACGUGGUGAAGAAUGAAGAAAAGCUGCGUCGCAGUCUUCCCAACCUCACGCGCUCCUCGGUGGCGGCCGCGGCGGCCCAGACCCCGGAGCCGGUCAAGAACAGCCGCAGCUGCGAGGCCAACCUGCAAGUGGCGAACGGUGGCUCUCCUCGACACCAGAACCAGUCUGCUACAGCACCUCAACUCCCGAGAUCCUCGACCCCCUCUCGCUCCUCCCCAAAACCCAAACAGCACCUCCAGAGCCCAACUGCCCUGCGAGUCCCACUCUCCUGUUGCUUUGGAGAAGAAGGUGACUUCAUCCCCUCUCCCAGUAAGCUGCGGACCCCUGCCACCCCUUCCCCGCUGGCCUUGAGGCAGCCCGUAAAGGCCACGCCCAACCCUGGCUCUGCCACCUCCACCCCCACCCGCUCCCUGGCUGCUCCACGCAGCGGCCUGCCCCGUCCUAGCGCGUCUGCGGGAGGGAGCAUCCCCCUGCCCCGCAGCAAAUUGGCCCAACCCGUACGCAGAUCUCUUCCUGCUCCUCGGACCUACGGCGGUGACAACUGGAGAGAGGGUUGUUACUGAGGCGAGCCAGCAGGGGGCGCUCCUGUCAAACUAUCGACACAAGGAGGAACACAUUACAACAUGGCACUUUAUCUACCUAGAUAACUUUUACAGUGAAGAGAGUGAGAGACUAUGUCCCAAAAAUAUAUAUAUUUAGUUUUGAGAAUUAAAAAGUAAGGAAAGGAGGGCGUCCACACGGUGUGUUCCUCUGAGGGGACUUGGCACUGGAGGGGGUCGGGCAUCGCGCAAACAGCCCAUGAAAUGCCAAAGAAACCAGGCCGACUCCAGCUCCGCCAGCAGAGCAACACAUCACUUGCCUUGGUUUGACUGCAAUCAUUUGUCAGUGUCAUACCACCACAUCGCCCGGCUUCCCCUCCCUGUUCCCUCUCUCACCUCCCUCAGGUCGAAAUGCUUCCGAGCAUUUCUCUCCUCCUGCUCCGUGUUCAGCAGAUGUCGGUGAGCGAGCUCUGUGACGAUGCUGCGCAGGUGAACUGUCCCGUCGCGUCAGAGAGUCGUCGACGUCUCGCAGCAUCGACAGCACCUAUUUGUGGGUCGUUUUAAGAAUCUUUCCUCUUGUGAAAUCAGCCAGAAUGUAUGCACAAGUUUGUUUUGGAAAUUAUUUAUUCAAAUUAUUUAAGAAAUGUAUGUCCAGACAUCCAUAUCAGUAUUUUUAUUUUUUCGACUUCCAACUGUUUGAAAUGUACAUUUUGAACCUCGAUUGCAAGCUAAGUCUCCAAAGCCUUUAUUUUGUCUUCAGCGUGAGAAACCUCAGUUCUGACUUGUGUCACAAUUUGCCAAGUUAUAUUUCCCCCCUGAAGUGCUCCGAUUGGUCAGUUUCAGUUCAACCAUGAAAUAUCUGAUGUCUCAAAAGAAAAAAAUUAUAUAUAUAUAUAUAUUUGUUCACCCAUUUCGCCAACUGAACAAAGAAAUCUUUGAUGAUGUUCUUUCAAUUCCCACAACAGAUUUGUCGGUGUAUAUCAUUGAUGUCGUGAAGAGAAAAAAAAAAGGAAAAAUAUCUUGAGCAAGAUGAAAUGACGAGCUGAAUACUUUUUGUCUGGCGUUUACCUUUUGUGCUAUGAACAUAAAUCAGAAGAUGCCAGUGUUAGGGAAGGUGUGUUAGUCAACGGUGUGCUGGGUGUUCUUCAACUAGUGCCUAUAAUUUAAAGUUUCACUUGAGUUUGAACAUCAAUUUUUUGUAUGUUUUAUCAUUUCUGUGCCAAUUUCUUGGUUUGCCAAUAUGUUAUUUGCUAUUUUGCAUCGCUUGCUUGACUGAUUUGCCUGCCUGUUUUGUUUGUUUUUGUAACGGAAUCAAUACAUUUAUAAUUGCUUUAAAACAAAGUUUAAUAUGCGCUUUCAUAUUUAUAACUAAUUACUCUUCUGUAAAUGAAACUAUUUAUUAAAGAGAGAGGUGCCUCUGUCGAAGCUCAGAUUCGGUGGGAAGCCAGAGCGAAUGUUGCAAAAAGACAUACCACACCUUUUGUGUGACACUUUUUGUUAUUGAACUUUUUUUAUAUCCACAAACAUGACAUUCUGUUUCCCUGUGUAAAGUCACAUUUCAAAUAAAAGCAGAAAUGUUG
Molecule: messenger RNA, 3723 nt
Organism: Scophthalmus maximus (turbot)
Lineage: Eukaryota; Metazoa; Chordata; Actinopteri; Pleuronectiformes; Scophthalmidae
Gene: slain2
Product: SLAIN motif family, member 2
Exons: 10
Coding region: 323-2167 (614 amino acids)
Biological process (GO): microtubule nucleation; cytoplasmic microtubule organization; positive regulation of microtubule polymerization
Cellular component (GO): microtubule plus-end
Source: RefSeq, a predicted model, not a curated record